Staurois parvus is the source of this 462-nucleotide messenger RNA. NCBI's taxonomy places the organism in Eukaryota, Metazoa, Chordata, Amphibia, Anura, Ranidae. The record is from the annotation of a GenBank genome assembly.
AGGGAUUGGCAGAGAGGGGUGGAGGACACUGAAUGGAGGCCAGAGGAGGGAUUAGUAGAGAGGGAUGGAGGACACUGAAUGGAGGCCAGAGGAGGGAUGGAGGACACUGAAAGGAGGCCAGAGGAGGGAUUAGCAGAGAGGGAUGGAGGACAUUAAAUGGAGGCCAGAGGAGGGAUUAGCAGAGAGGGAUGGAGGACACUGAAUGGAGGCCAGUGGAGGGAUUGGCAGAGAGGGAUGGAGGCCAGUGGAGGGAUUGGCAGAGAGGGAUGGAGGCCAGUGGAGGGAUUGGCAGAGAGGGAUGGAGGCCAGUGGAGGGAUUGGCAGAGAGGGAUGGAGGCCAGUGGAGGGAUUGGCAGAGAGGGAUGGAGGCCAGUGGAGGGAUUGGCAGAGAGGGAUGGAGGCCAGUGGAGAGAUUGGCAGAGAGGGGUGGCAGAUACAGAACGGAGGGAGGAGGGAGUUCCA